Molecule: messenger RNA, 7387 nt
Organism: Ctenopharyngodon idella (grass carp)
Lineage: Eukaryota; Metazoa; Chordata; Actinopteri; Cypriniformes; Xenocyprididae
Gene: frmpd1a
Product: FERM and PDZ domain-containing protein 1
Exons: 17
Coding region: 574-5868 (1764 amino acids)
Cellular component (GO): cytoskeleton
Molecular function (GO): protein binding
Source: RefSeq, a predicted model, not a curated record
AGCAGAUUAAACGGUUAAACUGAAGUGCGUCUCUGUGAAACUCCAUCGGACUAACCCGCCUUCACUUUAUUUAUUUACCGGCCCAAUGACUCUUCUGUCGGCUCAAGGCAAUGGAUAGUUCAUGAAAAUGUUACUCUUCUUGUAAGAGCUGAGGAUCCCUUGGAGCUCCCACCAUGGCAACAAAGAAGAGCCCAUGUCUGAUGCAGAGGACCACUGGAUCAAGAGGAAAACAAUGUGCCUGCACAAUCUGGGAUUCAUUACUGAUGAAAAAAGACUUCUGAAUCUUUCUCUUUGCUCAUAUUAACCUGCGAAUAUCCAAAACAUCCACAUAGAUGCAGUGCAAAUGGAUAGGACAAAAACCUUACACUGCAUAUAUUUAUAUCCUGAGCUAGCCAAUGAAAUAAAGAAGGUUAUUUAAUGUUAGCUGUCAAUUGAACAGACUGAGGCACUGGAAAGUCCUUUAGAAAAAUGAGUAGACUCAAAUGAUCAAAUGAAUGCUUUGAAGAAUUGGUGAUGCAGUCCAAGGAAAAGUUCCUCUUCAAUGGGGCGACAUAUUAUCUGACUUUAAGCUAAAUGGAGGAGAGGGACCGCAGUCGCUCACCAUCUCGCAGGACCAGCAGAGUAGAGCAGGUGGUGGGACGCUGGCUUCGCCGUUCCAGGGAGUCCAUCAGCCGAGAACGUGUGCUAGAAGAUGGGCAAGUUACUGACAAUGGUUCCCAGGAGCAGAGGAGCUGUCCAAUUAGAGUCACUGUUAAGAUCCCACUUGACCCCACCCUUAACUCUCAUGGCUUUACUGUCUCAACACACUCUCCGCCCCAGGUGUUGGACGUGACAGAAGGAGGCCCUGCUGAUGGAAAGCUUGUCCCUGGUGACCAGCUUUUCAAAAUAAACAAUGUUGCUGUUGAUGAUCUAUCAACUGAGCAGGCUGCUGACAUCAUCAGAGAAUGUCAGAACACCAUAAUAUUGACUGUCCUGAGAAAUACUGUGGGGCCAAAGUCGUCAUUCAUAACUCCAGAGAAGAGAGCCAAGCUGAAGUCAAACCCUGUUAAAGUGAGGUUUGCAGAGGAGGUGGUGGUCAAUGGUCACUCGCAGGGUAACUCUCUGCUGUUCCUGCCCAAUGUUCUGAAGGUCUAUCUGGAGAAUGGGCAAACGAAGGCUUUUAAAUUUGAAUCUAAAACCACUGUUAAGGACAUAGUGAUGACUCUGAAGGAGAAACUCUCAAUCACCCGGAUCGAACACUUCUCCCUUGUACUUGAACAACAAUACAGCAUCAGCAAACUAUAUCUACUACACGAGGAAGAGAUUAUUCAAAAGGUGGUUGAAAAGAAGGAGACUCAUGACUACAGGUGUCUGUUUCGUGUCUGUUUUCUACCGAGAGACUUUAAGAGCAUGCUUAGAGAAGAUCCUGUGGCCUUUGAGUAUCUAUACUUACAGAGCGUGAGUGAUGUAUUGCAGGAAAGGUUUGCAGUGGAGAUGAAAUGUAAUACAGCUCUCAGACUGGCUGCUCUACAUGUACAGGAAAAACUAGCCAACAGUGGACAAUCACUUAAAACACCUCUGAAGGCCAUUAUGAAGGAGUGGGGUAUUGAAAGCUUUGUGUCCCACACCUUACUGCGAAACAUGAGAGAGAAGGACUUGAAGAAAGCUAUCAGUUACCACAUGAAAAAGAUUCUAUCUCAGGAGCCAAAGCAAAAGGUGGUCUCAGUGAAUAAUGCUAGACUGAACUACUUGAAUGAGAUGUCUGAACUGAAGUCCUAUGGAGGAAAGGCUUUUAGUGCCACUAUGAUGCUGCAGGACAGGGAGUCAAUGGUGAGUUUGUUGGUGGGAGCUCAGUAUGGGGUGAGUCAGGUGAUCAACCAUAAACUGAGCAUCAUGACCACACUAACUGAAUUCAGCUGCAUUACCAGAGUGGAACUAUUACCCGAAUCUGACAGAGUUAGUCUGGUCAAGAUCUACCUGCAGGAUAUAAAGCCAAUAACAUUGCUGAUGGAGUCAGUGGCAGCUAAAGAUUUAUUGUGUCUGGUUUCUGGAUACUGCAAACUACUUGUGGACCCCCAGAUCUGCGUGUUCCCCUGGUCAACUAAUUCAAAGAGCCACCGCAUAUCAGCAGAGGAAGGUUAUGUGUCACACUGUGGCAGUGACUCUGAUGACUCAGACACAGAUGUGGAUGCUCUCCUUGCUCAUGUUGCUAGCACUGCCGAAAGCAACAAAACAGCAGUUAAACCCAGUGAUAAGCUACCUGAAGAAACUGAAAAAACACAAAGUAAUAAUGAAAAAGAUGUAGAGGUGGAAAAGGAAGGAGGCAAAGAAGAGGAGGUGGUUGAGAAGAAGGAAAAGGAAGAGGACAAAGAAACCAUCCAUGAAUCUAUACAUGGUAAUAAUGGAAAGACAGUAGAAACAGAUAAUGAGAGAGUGGGCACAGAAAAGGAAGACAAAGAGCAAGAGAAAAAACCUGAACAACCUCAGUGUGUCAUCAUUGUGGAUGACCCUUCAUCUGAAGCAUCUGAUUCAUACCAAACUGAAUCACAUUUCAUGACCAGCAUGUCCAGUGACUCUAUAGAUGCCCUAGAGGAGGACGACCUGAUGAGCUACUUCUCUACCAGACGCCCAUGCCAUUUACCAGUGAACGACUCUUACUGCUGUGAAGACCGCUAUUCACCAGCAUUAUCUCCACAGCAACAGCACAGCAAAGAUUCCCAUUCCCAAAGUGACAUGUACUCUGCUGAUUCCCAUUGUGAGCCUGAUAUUGACCAAUUCUUUUGCUUUGCUGCACUCUCAAAUAUUGCUGAAUGUCUACCUAGCCCCCCUGCAGCCAGUGAAGAGGAGGACUGUGAGGAGUUGGGACCAGAGAAUGAAAAACAUGAAAAGGGGUCACCUGCAAAAUGUCCUGAAAGCACCCUACCCCCUCCUGGAGACUAUGUGUUCACCUUUGAACAAGGAGACACUAGACACUACUACAAUAUCUGCUCCAAUGUUACCCCUGACAGUGCCCGCAGCCUUCCACAACCUCUCUCUCCUCCAGGUCCUAUAGAAACACAACCGGAUCGGGAAGGAGGGGAAGUGAAUCAGACAGAAACAGUGCCAAUUUUUCAACCUCCACCAGGGUUUGGAGACAGCAGUUCAGAUGAUGAGUUCUUUGAUGCUCAGGAAAGAUUCACAUCCCCUGAAGAACCCUACUCAAAUGCGAUGACAAGAGAAAAUUCAAGCACCAUAUUACACACAGUAAGCCUGGGCGAGAUUGGCAUCUGUGUCAGGGAACGAGAAGCAGAGGAUCUACAGAAGAAACGAAAAGAGGAAGGAAAAGUUAUUGCACAAGAUGAAUUUUCAAAUUUUAAUAAAAGAUCCAAAAAGCGUCGCUCAUUUAUGGAAACAAAUUACACAUCCCUGGUAUCAUUCCCAGAACAUGAUCAAUUAGAUAACAGCUAUGGAAAUAGCAUCCCAAGCUAUGGGUCUAUAUCAGUCAACCAUGGUGCUGGCCGAAUGGCAUGUUUUGAUGGUGGAUGCUCAGAUCAAGGUCCAUGUCCAACAGUCUCAUCUCUAACCGAUUCUGAAGGAGAACCAGCACAACUGGAAUCCAAACCCAUUAGCCCAUCCAAAGUCAACGGAUCAGGACCACAUAAUACCACUGAUACACAAGUGGAACACUCAAACAAAGCAUAUCAGCGGAAACAGCAACUUAUAGAGAUGGAACCAGAUUCCAUGGAGUUCAAAUCAGUCUCUGAGCUAAUGUCUUCUGUAUCGCCAACUAUAGUAGCAGUACGCUCCCGCAUGGACCUACAGGAUAAAGGUAGCACCAGUAAUCAUGGUAGAGAUGAUCAGGAGGAGGGUGCAGUGGGAGGUCUUGUUGAGAGACUGUUUGGAGGCCACUUGUUCUUUGAUACAUCUGAAGGAAAGUGUGAUAGCAGUAUUUUAUUUGCUCAAAGAGAUGACCAUGUAGCCAAACUGGAGGAUUCAUUCCAGGGCAGAUCAGUGCCCCAGAAGAGCAGCUCACUGCCAAGACUAGGCCAGUUAUCCCCAUCAAGUUUACCCUACUUCCAUGUCCCGAGUAUAUCAUACACUACAAGUCCUAAUAUAGACAAGGAUGACGAUACCGUAUAUCUAGAAUCUGGGAUGGGAAAAUGCUCAGUGGACCCCACAGAGAGGACAAGAAGUCAGAGCAUGUCUGCAUCCUUUGGCAGUGGUGCACCACAUUGCCCAACAAGACACUUAUUUUCCCAGCGAGUCGUUGGACCAGAAUCUGAUGAAACUAACAAUUCUUGUGACUCUUCCAUCCAAGAACUGUCUUCUGGCGUUCCUUCUUAUGAACCAGCCCAAAGGUUCCUUCUUACACCCUGUUCAUCUGGCAUCCUUGGUCGGCUCUCUGCCUCAACAUUGCGGGGAAAGAUCCAGAACCUUCCUCUCUACUUAUCACGUUCCCAGGAAAUGCUAACUGCCAAUUCUAAUGGCAGUGGCAAUGUUAAGCCUGUGAGAAGACUUUCAGAAACACAACUACAAAGAAAUGAAGUUGAGGUAGCAAAAGAGGUAACUGAGGACGUGACCUUGAAUGAAGGUUCUCCUGAAAUAACAGAGGUAAAAGUGGUUACCAUAGUAUCUGAAGAAGUAACUGAGGUCAUUGAAGAGGUAAGAAAGGUCAGCCACAUUAGUCCUCAAGCAUGUGGUCAGCAUAAAACCAAAACUGAACCUAAAGAGUUUUCUGUAAUAGCCAUAUCCUCCUUGUGUUCCAAGCCAGACAACUCUCUCCAAGCCAACCCCUCAUCUGUAGUGGUUACUACACAAAACCUAAAUGGACCCUGGGGGGUGGUAACGUCUAGUGGAUUACAAGAAUGUAGCUUCCCUCCCUCAAGCACAACUCCCCAAAACUUUACCUCUAGCUGUGGGGUUUUCACAAACUGCCAGUCCAAACCUACCAUAGCCCAGCCACAAUCCUUGCCCAGCCCAAAUCAACAUAAGAAACAAGACCUUAGUUGCAGCUCAGUACUGGCUAUGGGUUGUGACACUGUAAUGGAGAGUGCUCAGACACCUUUAGAGGUCUGCCAGACAGUAUACACCAACUGUUUCAGUGGAGUUCUUGACAGUGCCAGCUUUGAUGAUGAACUCACUGUCUACGAGUUUUCCCGCAGAACGAGCCAGGGUGAAACAGGGGAUACAGUGCUGACAUCUGUCCCUCCUUCCUCCCUCUCUGCAUCCCCUGCAUCUUUCUCUCCAUCUUCUCCAUUGCCCUCAUUCCCUCAUCUAGUACUGCCUGCUUCUUCAUCUACAGAGCUCAGUCCCCUUCUGUCUCCCUUGGAUGCCCCUGACUGCUUCCUAACAGACCCUCGUGAAGAUAUCAUGACUUCACUGCUGACUCGCCGGUAUCCCCUACCACCAACAGGAUUCCUUUCUUUGCAAAGGGAUGUGGAUACACUCUUAAGUGUUCUUGCUGGUGCUAUAAAGAACCAAGAUGGGGCCCACGAGCACCCCAGGGAUACCUGUGUGACUCACUUUUCAGACAACAAAAAGCGAUUACAUGCAGAGGCUCGGGGGCUUUUAGCUGGAUGUCAGCGUGUGGUCAGGGUUGGGCAGACGCCAGAGGAAACACUUCAAUCAUUGUCUGAAAGCUUCCGCUCACUGGUACAGCUGACAGUUGUGUGCUUAUGUUUCUCUAGUUGCCAGCGAUGCAGGGAGCGCCAUGCCCAAGCACUUACAGGACUAGCAAAUGUUGCAAAAACUUACCAAGACUUUGCUCGGGCGGCAGAGCUUGUAGGAAAUGCUACUAAAAGGAAGACUUGUCAUGAUCUGAGUAUUAAACUCUUGGCUCGCCAAUGCACUGCACUAACAACUUCAGUGUUUUGCCUCACCCAGCUCUUUCGCACUCUCACUGCCCUUUGACAUUUGGACAGUUACAUUGAGUAGUUUUUUCCCCCAAGGAAACCUGUCAGAAUAACUCAAAUAUGGUUUAAAUAAACCUGUUGAGAUAUACAACGUUAAUAUUGAGGCAGUGUCCAAAGUGUCCAAUAAGCAUGAACUAAUACAUACACUCACACACAUACAUACACAUACACAUACAGACAGACACUGAAACAUAAAACCUGCCAUUUAAAUGUAUUGAAUGGAUUAGCCUAAAAUGACAAAUGUACUGAGAACAGAAUUUCUAAACAGGGUACUAAACAGCUUGUUUUACAGUAUUUGUAUGUUGGGUAUAAGUAUUUAGUAUUGAAUGUAAUUCUAAACCAUAACUGUCUUUGUACUAUGGUUAUCAGUAAUUUAUUCUGCUUCGUGAGGAAAGCAUAGACAGGGAUUUUACAUAGUGUAUCUUCCAACAUUCUCUGCUCUAUUUCUCAUAAUUGCUUGCUUUCUCACUACCAUUUUCACCAAUGUUAUGCACAUACAGUAUAUUCUCUUAUCUCUGCCAUACCUAGUGUCUAUUAGAGAAUGUUAUGAAAGCUUUCUGCAGUAAUCACCUGGGUUAUAAAUGUUUACUAAAUACAAACAAUAUUUUACUUGAGUUGCCAGUAAUGUUACAUGUUCUUUUAGAAGAAUAUACCAAAGCCUAUGGAUGAAUGAUUUUGCAGAGUGAAUGCAGAUUCAUUCAAAAGACUUUACAUUGACUUAUGCAUAUGCUUUACAGUUUAAUAAGGGAGGUUUAUUUGGAUCAUUAGAUCAUUUUUGUGGAGAAUAACAGUGUAAUUUUUGGUGCCAUUGAUUUAUUUUUUCACUUAUAAGUUAUUCCUUUUCAGUUGUUCCUCACCCUGAUUUCUUUAGUCUUCACAAAACACUGCUCACAUAAUCAUACAAUGAUCAAAGUAUUGUAGAAAAUGGUUAAAAGGUGACAGGAAGCUUGUUUCCGCCACUGAAUAAAAAAUAAAAAAGUGACUUUUUGUCUCAAAAUUCUGACUUUUUUUUUUUUCCAAUUGCGAGUUUACAUCUCGCAAUUGUGACUUCUUUUCUCAGAAUUCUGAGAUAUAAACUCGCAAUUGCGAGAAAAGUCAGAACUGCAACUUUAUAACUCGCAAUUGAGAGUUUAUGUCUCGUAAUUCUGAGAUAAAAAGUCAGAAUUGUGAGAGAAAAAGCCACAAUUAUCUAUUAAAUUGUUUUAUUCUGUGGCGGAAAUAGGCUUCCAUAGGACAUUUACAAAUUUCAGUGUGAGAAAAUAUCAAAAUGGUGAAAUUAAUAGCAAAGUAAUUUACCCACCAGUACAUGUGUCUGAAUACCAAAAAGCUGCCAUGCACUCUCUUCUUAUAAGGAAUGCUGUAAGCCAUAGACAUACUGUAUACCUUGGAAAUAGUGGGCUGCAUGCAAAAAUGAAUGCAUGAUUGAAAGACUGACCAGUGAGUGAAUGAAUGGUUAUAGCAAUGAAAACCGGCUUUGUAAUGCAGUAUUCACCCCCAUUAAAAUGACUUCUAAACGA